This is a messenger RNA of Ricinus communis (castor bean), 3096 nucleotides long. Its product is annotated as pentatricopeptide repeat-containing protein At2g29760, chloroplastic. The record is from RefSeq and is a predicted model, not a curated record. The transcript has a single exon. NCBI's taxonomy places the organism in Eukaryota, Viridiplantae, Streptophyta, Magnoliopsida, Malpighiales, Euphorbiaceae. Bases 422 to 2326 code for a protein of 634 amino acids. Gene Ontology annotation, molecular function: protein binding; RNA binding. Gene Ontology annotation, biological process: RNA modification.
GAACAUGUAGUUUUGGACCUGUGUUUAGGGUUUCAGAAUUCGCGGUUCCGUACCCUAAUUAGAAAGACAGGACAUGAACAGGUUCUUGGAAUGGUUUCAGUUUCAAAUCAGUUUUUGGCUAGCUAUCUCUAUUGCUGCGGAUCCGGUCCCAUUACAUUUAUAAUUAUAAUCCGUCUUAAUUCUGAUUAUGACUCGGCAGGUUCAGUUUUGGGCCAGUUAUUCCGUGCAAAUUAAGCAGAAAAAAAAGAAAAAAAAAAAACCCUUCCCUCUCCCGCCAAUUUCUUUUUAGCUUGAACUGAGCAGUUGCAGUUGUAAUGAAUAAAGCUUGUGCUGUGCGCCCAAAAGAAAAAAAAAGAAAAGAGCUUUUUGCUCUUCAACAGCCACCCAUCAGUUUCCAUUAACAUUUCUUGGUUUUCACAUAAUGCUUUACACUUUCAAAACCCACAAACUACAACAACAAAGUCUUCCACACCACUUUAAGUUGUAUACUUACCACUUCAAUCUUCUACAUUCCCUCUCUUUCGAACCAGGCCAGACUAAUAUCUCCACAAUUCUGUCAAAUCUCUUACAAGGUCGCAUUUCACAUACCCAUCUUCUCCAAAUCCAUGCCAAAGUCUUUCGUCUUCAUACUCAUCAAGACAAUUUGAUAGCAACUCGUCUAAUUGGCCACUACCCGCCUCGUGUUUCUCUUCGCAUUUUCGAUCAACUUCGAAACCCAAAUUUAUUUCCUUUCAAUGCAAUUAUUAGAGUCUUUGCUAAUGAGAAUCGUUAUCACGAGUCUUUCUCUCUGUUCAAGAGAUUAAAAUGGCAGCUCCUUUCGCCUAAUGACUUGACAUUUUCUUUUAUAUUGAAGGCUUGUUUUGGUUCCAAGAAUUCAUUUUUAGUGAAACAAAUCCAUACCCAUAUCUUGAAAUAUGGUCUUGUUAAUGACCCUUUUAUUUGUAAUGGUCUUGUAGCUGUUUAUGCUAAGGGCGUUAAUCAUUUGGCAUGUGCACGUACGUUGUUUGAUGAAAUGCCUGAGAAAGGUUUGCUUUGUUGUUGGACUUCUUUAAUUUCUGGUUUUGCUCAGUCAGGUUAUUCUGAGGAAGUUUUGAAGAUCUUUUGUUUGAUGGUUAAGGAGAAUUUGGAGCCAGAGAAUGAUACUAUGGUUAGUGUUUUCUCAGCAUGCUCAAAUCUUGAGAUUUGCCAAAUUGAAAAAUGGUUAACUGUUCUAGUAGAACUUAAUAUAGAUGGCAAUUUGAAAAGCUCCACUUGUGAUAAAGUCAACAACGUUCUUGUGUAUUUAUAUGGAAAAUUGGGGAAGAUUGAAAAGAGUAGGGAAAGAUUUGAUGAUAUUAGUGAUAGUGGGAAAAGAAGUGUGCUUCCCUGGAAUUCUAUGAUAAAUGCAUAUGUGCAAAAUGGUUAUGCUUUGGAGGCUUUAUGUAUUUUUCGCUUGAUGGUGAAGGAUCCUAAUUCUAGACCCAACCAUGUUACAAUGGUCAGUGUGCUUUCGGCUUGUGCUCAAGUUGGUAAUCUAGAGCUCGGAAGGUGGGUUCAUGAAUACCUUAAAUUUAAAGGCCGCAAAGGUGUUUUAGAGUCCAACACAUUCCUAGCCACUGCAUUGAUAGAUAUGUACUCUAAAUGUGGUAGUUUGGACAAGGCAAAGGAGGUGUUCUACCAGAUGGUUUCCAAAGAUGUUGUCUCAUUCAAUGCUAUGAUAAUGGGUCUCGCGAUAAAUGGUGAAGGGCAGGAGGCAGUUAAACUUUUCUCAAAAGUACAAGAGUUAGGUUUACAUCCUAAUGGUGGAACAUUCCUUGGCCUUUUAUGGGCUUGCAGCCACUCGGGAUUAUCAGAUGAAGGACGCCAAAUAUUCCUAGACAUGUGCUCACGCUUUUUUGUCCUUCCUAAAUUGGAACACUAUGCAUGCUAUAUUGAUCUUCUUUCCCGAGAGGGCCAUUUGGAAGAAGCAGUCAAGGUUGCGGCAUCCAUGCCAUUCAAGCCUAAUAAUUUUGUGUGGGGGGCAUUGCUUGGGGGUUGCCUGCUCCACUCUAAAGUAGAGUUGGCUAAAAAUAUUUACAAAAGGCUUGUUGAAGUAGACCCAGAAAAUUCCGCAGGAUAUGUGAUGUUAGCUAACGUGUUUGCAGUUGAUCAUCAAUGGAGUGAUGUAUCGGCAUUAAGAUGGCUUAUGAGGGAGAAAGGUGUCAAGAAACAGCCAGGUUGUAGCUGGAUCAGCAUUAAUGGAAUUGUGCAUGAAUUUCUAGUGGGGUCCCCAUUGAUUCCGCAAAUUGAGAGCAUAUAUCAUACUUUAAAUGCGUUAAUGAAGGAUCUGAAUAUAGCAAGUGCUUAGAAUAUGCCAAAGCGCUAUAUAUUGCGUGACGGAUGUCUUGAGUACCACAUUGGAUUGCUAAUGAUGGCCUUAGUUGGAUGAUUUCUUCGACAAAAUUGGUUCCGUCACACCAAAGGUGGAGGAUCAUUAUUGUCCUUGUGCAGGACUCUAGCUAGCGAGGUUCCUAGGAAGAGAAUUGGUGGUUGUAAAGGGGUGGUGCUGCUGCUAUGGAGGUGGAGUGGAUCGAAAAAUGUUUCUGUUCUUUAUCAAUGACAGGGAACAAAGAAAUCAUUUCAACUAGUUCGUUAGAUGCAGUUGGGAACAUGGAAAUCAUGACACAAAAAGAUCCACAAAUUGAGGUUGAAAUAGGGAGCGAAAUACCAGAAGAGGAUGAUAAUGGUGGAUUUCAUCAUCUGCUAUGAAGAGAUCGAACCAUAACGGAUGAGAAGCGAGCGUGUAGAGGAAAGGCAUGAGCUGGUUCGACCGGUGGGAAGUAUGUAGCAGAUUAGCACAGGAAAUUCGGCCUUGGCAGUGCAGAGCAAAGUAUAAAGAGUCUGCAGCCAAGGGGUAUUAUUCAUAGCUGUGAAGGCUGCGAGGAAAGUGAAGAGAGGUCGAUAAUGCAGCCUGUUAAGCAAACUCAAUGUCCUUUAAAAGAUGCAGAUAUGACUACGGGAAGCUUCUUUUCCUGUUAUUUAUCCAGUUUACAUGUAUGUUAAAGUCUGUUCACAAUCAUCUUUUUUAGCUUGAUUUUAAGAUCAAAAGUAAAGAGUUAAGUUUCUUUUAUAAUUGAA